CAAGCCCUCUCUUCUUAGUCGAUUACAAGAUAUUCCUCAAUCACAAACCCCUUUCGAGUGCUCUCGAAUAAAAGAUAAUUUUGCUCUUUUCGUUAAAAUACGCAUAUAUAUUUCUACACAGCCUUCGUGGCUCAGUCGCGCUGAAGAUAAGAAACCGUUCGUUCCUGAGAAUUUCGUUCCGGUUUGUGCACGUUUGUCGGAAGACCGAAGCGUCAACUCUUUUAAAGGUGCUUGUUGCUUUGCCUGACGGAGGAGAGAGAAUAAACAUUUCAUUGGCGUUUCCCCCGCGCUGUGCGUCGGAGUAGCUGAACCUCAAAGGCCUGCAGGACGUGUAGUUCUCCGUUCGCCAGGACAGCUUGUCACGAAGGCGGGAAAGCAGAGCCAAUCAAACGCGCGCAAAACUCUACGGGCGCGAACAUCCUGAUUUGGGUGUCUAGCGGUGACGUCAGAGGGCGGUCCCUCAUCUGUGGCUUGACCUCCCCCUCCCCCCCAGCCGUCUGAGAGUCAGGUGAGGCGAGGCACAGCCGCUGGCCGAACCAGAUAAAACGCUCGAUUAGGUCUCCGCGCGAGCGAGUGUGUCGGCGGGCAGGCACGAGAUAAAGCCGGCGCCAUGAUGCAAGUGAGCACAAUGUACGCGCAAUCUCUCGAACGGCAGCUGGUGUCGCGGCGCUCGCAGCUCAUCCACAACCUCUCCCGCUCCAGCUGCGGUCAGUCGGACCCGAUGCGACAGGCAGCCGACGCCCCGACGCUGGACCCGCUGCCGCCCCUGCCGCCUCCCGCGGCCAAGGGCGAGACCGAAGUGGACCCCAAGGAGUGCACGGACCGCCUGUGCCGCCUGCCGUCGCAGUGCCGCGGGGGGCACAUCCUGGGCUCGCCGCGAAGGCAGACCUCGGCCGCCGCCGCCGCCUCGCGCCUCACGCAGUCCACGGGCAACCUGGCCGUGCACUCCGACCUGAGCCUCAUGAAGAAGAAGGACGGCGACCUGGCCGCCGCCGGGUCGCCGCACCACUCGCCCGUGCUCGACAAGAAGGCCGCCAAGAAGGCCAAGGAGAAGCAGGAGAAGGAGGCCAAGAAGUCGCCCUCCAACUUCAUGCUGCUCACGCCGUGGUUCACCAGGCAGAACUGCGAGAAGCUCCUGACGCAGGUGCGCUCCGGGGACAUCCUCGAGUUCAACAUCAAGCUGCACCACCACUGGGGCAUCGCCGUGCUGCCCAAGAACAAAAAGCCGAGCCUGACCACCUUGGAGAUGGCGCACCUCCUUCGGGAUAAGGACGGGCGCCAGAGGGUCGUCCGCCAGGCCCUGAAGGACUACUGGCACGAGGGCGUCACCGCCAGGAUCAACAACUCCAGGGACGUCCACAAGCCUCCUCUGCCCGCCGGGGAAGUGACGUCGGCGGCACUCAAGUUGAUCGUGCAACCGUACCGGGUGUGGCAGAACUCCGAACAGAUGGUCGUCUCGUGUCGUUAUGGCGACGGGCAGCGAGCGAGGCAGCUCAGCGAUGCAGCCAGAUGGGGUUCGCUGAGUCGGUGCGUGGGGCUGUGGCUGACGCUCACCUCCUCGACGCAGAGCAGUCCUGCGGGCUCGCCAGGCCCCCUCAGGAAGAGAACCGUGUCUGUCAACUUCUAAGGGACUUGGAGGAGAGAUGAGAAGAGAAGAGAAGAAGAGGAGGCGUUAAGGGACUUGGAGGAGAAGAGAAGAGGAGAGAGACCAGCAAAGAAGGGAAUGGGAGGAGGAACAAUUCGUCCCGCGGGAGACGGCAACUGUGAUGUCUGGCUCCCGGGAGGAGAGGCAGAAGAAUGUCGUCCCAAAGGUACGGAAAGGAAAGAGAAUAAGGAAGGGAGGAGAAGGAGAGAAAGUGAGUGCGUUUUGUGGUUGCUAUAAUAAGUAUUGUCAUUAUUUUUAUAUAUUUUCAUGGUACGUCAGAAGGAAGUACAUCAUAUAUUCUUUCGGGUCGUUGACGAUACAGUGAUAUAUAUAUAUAUAUAUAUAUAUAUAUAUAUAUAUAUAUAUAUAUAUAUAUAUAUAUAUAUAUCAGAUAUGACCGUGUUUAGGUUGUAAGGUGAGACCUGUAUUUACAAAUAUAUAGAAUUAUAUAUUUAUUUGAGUGGUAAUGGAUUAACUGUAUAGAAAACGGAUGUAGGGUAAUGUAUAUUAUUUUUUUCUAGUCUUGUAUUUUUUCUUAAGAAAGAGUAUAUGCUAUUCCGCCAGUGGCCAGGUAAAAGAAAAUAAAAAAUAGAUAUAUUUAAGGAAAAAGACUUGGGUAACAGAACCGAGACAUGGGAAAUGUGAUAUUACAUUUUAUUCCGCUGAGGAAAAAAAAACAAAGUCAAAAAUAAAAUUUUGAAAUUUUUCAAAUAUGAAAUUGACUUGGAAUAAUGCAAUGGCCUGAUUGCAAGUGAAGAA
Penaeus monodon (black tiger shrimp) is the source of this 2404-nucleotide messenger RNA. RefSeq lists its product as uncharacterized. The coding region runs from base 611 to 1627 and encodes 338 amino acids. The transcript is spliced from 4 exons. NCBI's taxonomy places the organism in Eukaryota, Metazoa, Arthropoda, Malacostraca, Decapoda, Penaeidae. The record is from RefSeq and is a predicted model, not a curated record.